AUGCAUUCCUUAAUUCAUUCCUUCUUUUCAUUCCUUUAUUCUAUCACUCUCAUUCAUGAAUUUCUUCAUUCCUUUAUUCUUUUCUUUCUUUGUUUCUUUGUCGUUCCUUCAUUCUUUCUUUUUUCUCAUACAUGCAUUAAAUCAUUUAUUCCUCCUUUCUUUCUUUCUUUCUUUCUUUCUUUCUUUAUUUGCCUGAUAAUUUUCACUUUCUACUUGUUACCGCUUUCUUUCUUUCUUUCUUUCUUUCUUUCUUUCUUUCUUUCUUUUGAGUCAUCUUAUCGUGAAACUUUCUCCUUUUCAUUUUCCAUCUCUCAGAAAGACUCUCAUAAAUACACGUAUAUAUUUGGCAAUUAUCGAAUACAAUAUAUGUCCGAUAAUAAAACUACACGCUAUCUAUCUCUUUCAGUGUGUUCAUCUAUCUAUCUAUCUAUCUAUCUAUCUAUCUAUCUAUCUAUCUAUCUAUCUAUCUCAUCUAUCUAUCUAUCUAUCUAUCUAUCUAUCUAUCUAUCUAUCUAUCUAUCUAUUAUCUAUCCUUCAUCUCUCUCUCUUUCUCAUACACACACACACUAUCGCUAUCUCUUGUGCUUAUCUAUCUAUCUAUCUAUCUAUCUAUCUAUCUAUCUAUCUCUCUAUUGUGUUCAUCUAUCUAUCUAUCUAUCUAUCUAUCUAUCUAUCUAUCUAUCUAUCUCAGUAUAUUCAUCUAUAUCUAUCUAG
Messenger RNA from Acanthosepion pharaonis, 714 nucleotides. Lineage: Eukaryota; Metazoa; Mollusca; Cephalopoda; Sepiida; Sepiidae. The record is from the annotation of a GenBank genome assembly.